Messenger RNA from Penaeus monodon (black tiger shrimp), 2206 nucleotides. RefSeq lists its product as uncharacterized. The transcript has 10 exons. The coding region runs from base 1 to 1878 and encodes 625 amino acids. The record is from RefSeq and is a predicted model, not a curated record. Gene Ontology annotation, molecular function: ATP hydrolysis activity; single-stranded DNA binding. Gene Ontology annotation, biological process: resolution of meiotic recombination intermediates. NCBI's taxonomy places the organism in Eukaryota, Metazoa, Arthropoda, Malacostraca, Decapoda, Penaeidae. Gene Ontology annotation, cellular component: condensed nuclear chromosome.
AUGAUCUUCUCCAAGACACUGUUUCAAGCACCAUUACAGCUUUUCCCAAGAAGACUGCUGCUACAGAACAGCCCACUCAACCUUUCGAACCCCCCACACUCUAACUUUGGGAGAUUCAGACAAGAUGGAUACUACAAAUGUCAAAGUAAGGUCUGCCCUAUCUACAACAUCUGCCGACCCCCAAGACUGAGUGCAGUACUCAACUUACAUCACAUUUUUUCACUUAUGGGCGACUCACCAACAUGUCCAGACAGGAUUAGACACACAACCAACUUCCUCACAACUCUCCUACCUCCUUCAGAGAUGCAAGAGUCAAAAGGAUACAACAAAUUGCUGCUGGUCAUGUCGCCAAGACAAUCUCCUCUCAUGAUAAUCUUCCUUCAUCAACAACCUCAGACACCACAUUCUUUCCAGGACUCCACCAAACCCAAGACAAAGGUGGCACAGGGAAAUCUACAACUCUAUAGAGACACUAAACUUGUUGCCAAAAUUAAAGCCAAGGGUUACAUCAGCUAUCCACCUAGGACAAGACCACAAUCUUUACUGGAUACCAAGCCAUAUCUCACGAAUACAUCAGAUUUGGGUUCAUGCAGGGUCACCUUCUGCACAAAAAGGCAGCAUCAGAUUAUGAACAUGUCACCAUUCCAUAGUCCUAUCAAGAAGGAACGCUGUUCAUAUUCACAGGUUAAGAUUAGGCUACAGGUACAACAUGAACGUUUUCUUCUGGCUCUGCCCUGCACUAAUUCCAUCACUUCGCAGGUGAUGUUGACAGCUGUGCCUUUGUCGAAAUUAUUGACCUCGCCCGUGACGUCGCUACUAUCAUCGGUCCCUUGGCUCCCUUUCAAAAUAAUUGCGAUGCUACACAAGCUACUUCAUGGAGAGGAUUGGGAGUCUACAAUAACCAAAGACGUCGAAAAUCACACGCUUACGAUUACAUCAGGCCAAGGUGGACUCUCUCUCCACGAAUACCAAGGGAGUUCUGGUGUAUUAGUGGCAUCUAGUUACGAUUAUUUUCCCCUGCCAAAGGCAAGCUACAGAGAACUAGAUGCAAACCUGUGCACCAAUAAGUCGUCUAGACGGAGCGCUUUGACUUUUCCUACGUGCAUCACCCAACACAGUACCACGGAAAAAGGAAUAUCAGCCAAUGAUGAUUUUGGUAGAAAUUCCUGGGAGAUGACAUGCCUAGGCCAAUCGACUCGACAGUCACACUUCGAUGACAAGCAGUUAACCUCACAUCAAGAAUAUCCGCUUCACCAGGAAUAUUCUGUACAUGUAAUACCUCAGCAAAAACAGACAUCUCAGUGCUUGCAACUUACAGAGCAGUAUUCGGUUCAGCAUAUGCAAAAUAUCAAUAUGCAUUCUAAGCAACAGCUUCGAUAUUCUAUACAGAGAAAAGACUCAGAGACACUGGCAAAUACACCUGGAGAGAGAUCAGAGCAGCAGUCUGGAAAUCUGCAUUCCGAAGCAAACGUUCCCAUGUUUCCAUCGCCAUAUUUCGAUCAGCUUCCCAGAGCGUGCUCUCUUACUGCCUCACUUCCCUGUAACGAUAAGUGUUCGGGAAUGGUAGACUGUGUCGAAGGUCGAAGUCAUAAUACUAAGAAUAGUACCUACAUGAACUCUCCUGACCAUGAAUACUGUCGGCGACGCUGUAAUCCAAAACAUAAGACAGGCCAGCAAGCGAGCGACCAAAACAUGUUCUUAGUGCCACCUUCGCCGAGGGUCAUCCUCCGACAGCCUGGUCGGAAUCACCAUUUUCCCAACGAGUACGAUCCGUCCCCGUCCGAGAGUGCGGAGCCACCGAGCGUCAAGAAACUUGCCUACCAGAUGAUCUCGGGGAUGGGAGGCCAAACAAAACUCGUCUUCAAAAAUGCGUCAUAAAAAAAAACACGAUUCUUUUCCCGGAAGAAUAUUUCUUUGUUUUGAGGAACCUAGUUUUAGAUACAUAUACUUGUUUUCUUAAAUGAUUUGUGAAGGUUCACAUUCCAAUUGCUCUUGAAGGUAUAUGAUAUAAACUUAGAAUACCCGAUUUAAUUUGCGGAUUCAUUUUAUGCUGGAUGUCUAAACAGACUAAGUAUGAUUCAGUUACUGUAUUGACAUUUGCUUUAUCUACACAUUAACUAAUUUUAUGCAAUUGUCCAUAGUUAAAAAUCCAACGAAGAGUUUGAGAAAGUGCUUGAUACAUAUAGAUACACAAAAACAGUAUGGA